AUGGAGCUUAUUAAGCGUCUGUUUGCUGCCCUCCUGGUGUUUGGUGUGGCGUGUGAUGUGACCGCACAGCCGCCCUGGUUGCUACCUCCACAGAAACAGGAGCCUCUUCUUCAGAUACCUGUGCAGCAGUCCAAUAGCCCUCCACCUGCUGCUCCCUUUGAUAAAUGCCAGGUGCGGGAGGAGGAGAAGAUCCAGUGCGGCACCCCGGAAAUCACCGCAGAGCAGUGUGAAAACCUCAACUGCUGCCACGACGGGCGACACUGCUACUAUGGGAAAGCAGUGACCGUUCAGUGCACCAGGGACGGUCAGUUUGUGGUGGUGGUGGCUCGCGAUGCCACCCUGCCUAAAGUGGAUGUGGAGUCGGUCACCCUGCUGGAGAUGGACGAGGCCUCCUGCAGUCCUGUUGACGCCACCUCUGCUUUUGUCAUCUUCCAGUUUCCGGUCACCUCAUGUGGCACCAUUCUCACGGAGGAGGACGGUUAUGUGGUUUAUGAGAACCACAUGUCCUCGUCUUAUGAAGUGGGCGUUGGAGCAAGGGGUUCCAUCACCAGGGACAGCCACUUUGAGUUGCUGUUCCAGUGUAGAUACUUUGGGUCAGCAGUGGAAGCUCUUAUAAUGGAAGUGAACUCGCUGCCUGCUCCAGUGCCUGUUGCUGCUCUCGGACCCCUGAGAGUGGAGCUGAGGCUGGGCAACGGUCAGUGCCACAGGAAGGGAUGUGUUGAGGCUGAAGAGGCGUACACGUCCUUCUACACUGCAGCUGACUAUCCAGUCACCAAAGUAUUGAGGGAGCCAGUGUACGUCGAGGUGCACAUCCUCGAGAGGUCUGACCCAAAUGUCGUCUUGAACCUGGAGCAGUGCUGGGCCACCUCAAAUCCGGACCCCCAGAGCACUCCCCAGUGGAACCUCCUGGUCGAUGGGUGUCCUUACGCUGAUGACCGCUACCAGACCACCGUGGUGCCGGUGGACCACUCCUCUGGACUCUACUACCCGACACACUAUAAACGUUUCAUCAUGAGGAUGUUCUCAUUUGUGGAUCAUAACACCCUGGAGCCACAAAGGGACUCGAUCUUCAUCCACUGCACCACUGCUGUGUGCCAUCAGGGCAGCACUUACUCUUGUGAGCAGCCGUGCCACCGCCAAAAACGGGCAGCGACGGAGAGGAUCUACAGCCAGAGGGCGUUGGUCUCAAGUAAACAGGUCAUUCUCACCAGCAGGCCUUCAUCUGCGUCUUCCAUGGAGGACCAAUCGAGAUGACCUGGUGAUGGAAUCUGUGUGAUG
Molecule: messenger RNA, 1278 nt
Organism: Synchiropus splendidus (mandarinfish)
Lineage: Eukaryota; Metazoa; Chordata; Actinopteri; Syngnathiformes; Callionymidae
Product: zona pellucida sperm-binding protein 4-like
Exons: 8
Coding region: 1-1254 (417 amino acids)
Biological process (GO): binding of sperm to zona pellucida; prevention of polyspermy
Cellular component (GO): egg coat
Molecular function (GO): acrosin binding; structural constituent of egg coat
Source: RefSeq, a predicted model, not a curated record